This is a messenger RNA of Acanthosepion pharaonis, 645 nucleotides long. Lineage: Eukaryota; Metazoa; Mollusca; Cephalopoda; Sepiida; Sepiidae. The record is from the annotation of a GenBank genome assembly.
AUGAGACCUUGGCCGAAAAGACGAGUUAUUUGUCAUUUGUCAUCGUCAAAUAAAGGAAAGGAAGAAAGGGCAAUCUACCUCAAUAUACAUCUAUCACAUUUUAUUCAAAAAUAUAUUUACAUUCUAUCUAUCUAUCUAUCUAUCUAUCUAUCUAUCUAUCUAUCUAUCUAUCAAUCUAUCUAUCUAUCUUUGUUUCCAUCUAUCUAUUUUCCAUCUAUCGAUAUUUGUUUCUAUCUAUCUAUAUUUGUUUCUAUCUAUCUAUCUAUCUAUCUAUCUAUCUUCGUUCAUAGCAAUCUAUGUUCACAUAUAUAUAUCAUAUUCUGUUCAAAACUAUAUUUUGCAUUCUAUCUAUCUAUCUAUCUAUCUAUCUAUCUAUCUAUCUAUCUAUCUAUCUAUUCGUGUUUCCAUUUAUCUAUCUAUUUGUCUUGGUUCAUAGUAAUCUCUCUUUUCCUAUCCAUCUAUCACAUUCCGUUCAAAACUAUAUUUCACAUUCUAUCUAUCUAUCUAUCUAUCUAUCUAUCUAUCUAUCUAUCUAUCUUUGUUUCCAUCUAUCUAUGUAUCUACCACAUUGCUUUUUCCAUCACGUAUCUAUCUAUCUAUCUAUCUAAGAAUAUCUCAUAUAAUCUCAAUAUAUGUAUCGAAUGA